Messenger RNA from Malassezia vespertilionis, 609 nucleotides. RefSeq lists its product as uncharacterized. NCBI's taxonomy places the organism in Eukaryota, Fungi, Basidiomycota, Malasseziomycetes, Malasseziales, Malasseziaceae. The coding region runs from base 1 to 609 and encodes 202 amino acids. The transcript has 3 exons. The record is from RefSeq and is a predicted model, not a curated record.
AUGACCGAUAUCGUAGGUAGAAUCAAGGAUGCAUUUUCGCAUGUCGCAUGGGCCCGUAUCCAGCAGUACUUGAUGUACUCGGUGCCGCUAAAGCUAUAUACCUCUUCGCAUCCUGGCUUUGACCACAGGUCUGUGCCGAUGCGGAUACGGCCCGCGAUGCUUGUCCUGAAUAUCAUCGUGCUCAUUGUGCUUGGACUGCUUGGCUUCCAUCCCUCUGCACAGGACUAUGUGUACGUCAACGACAAGGUAAUGCAUUUUUUGGGGUUCAUGCUGCACAAAACGUUUCAACUCGGCGAUAUUAUUGCAAACAUAUUGGGUGCGAGCAUCGGUUUAUGGUUGGGGCAUUUUAGCGCGCGCGCACAUCGCGAAAGGCGCGACCUUGAAAUGCUCUAUGCACCACUUGAUUUAGAAGAGCAUGGCGAAGAUACAUAUAAUCCCGACGGAUGGGACGGAGUCGGUACCGAGCGAGGCGCAGGCGGCGCAGCUCGAUUGACAGAUCUAUGGGAUGAUCGGAUACACGAGCACGAAUUGGACGAAUCUACGGAGCUGCCUGUGGCAAAGAACGCAGCGAUGUUUGCGAUUGAAGACAUGUCCGAUACAGAAUUGUAG